AUUUCCUUUUUCAUAAUGGACUCAACAACCCGGUCGCUACAUAAUCGACACAGCGGUCAGCUAACCCGCAGAGCAGCGCCCUCGCAGGAGCCCAAGUCAACAGCACGCUUUGACGAGUUUACCACUGUCGACUGGAUAGAAAACGACUCCAAGGAGCGGCGGCGCCUGCAUACACUAUGGACACACCUCGGCUCUGGCCCGCUGGCUUGGCUACGGUUGGCGUACGAGUCGACAGUCGCAUGGAUUGUGGUUCUGCUGGUUGGCAUGUUCAUUGGGGUCAACACUGCGUUGAUAUCAAUCAUCACAGAGUGGCUCAGCGACACCAAGCUCGGUGUGUGCUCGUCUGCGUGGUGGUUGAACGAAAAUUUUUGCUGCUGGGAGACACCAGACUCGGAUGUCUGUGAGGACUGGAUUACGUGGGACCGAGUGAUCCUGGGCCACGACUAUGUGUUUGUGCGCUGGCUUGCAUUUGUCGUAAUAGGCACCUUAAUCGCAACCACAUGCGCGCUCCUGGUCCGCGAGUACGCGCCGCUGGCAGCUGGCUCUGGCCUGCCUGAAAUCAAAUCGAUACUGGGCGGGUUUGUCAUCCGAGGAUUUAUGGGCGGAUGGACACUGAUGAUGAAGAGCAUCGGGCUGGCAAUGGCUGUUGCAUCGGGCUUGAGUGUGGGCAAGGAGGGGCCUGCUGUCCACAUGGGCUGCUGUGUUGGCAACGUUGUGUCGCGAAACUUUUCAAAGUACCGGCGCAACUACGCCCGGCAGCGCGAGAUCAUUUCGGCGGCGGCAGCGGCUGGCGUCGCUGUCGCCUUUGGGUCGCCGAUCGGCGGUGUUCUGUUUUCGCUCGAAGACCUGAGCUCUCAUUUCCCGCUAAAGACGAUGUGGAGGAGCUUUUUCUGUGCUCUGAUAGCCACAGUCAGUCUGCAGGCCAUGAACCCGUUCCGCACAGGCAAGUUGGUAAUGUUCCAGGCCACGUACGACCGCGACUGGCACUUUUUCGAGAUCCUGUUUUUCGUGAUCUUGGGCGUAUUCGGCGGCGUCUACGGUGGCGUCUGCAUCCGGCUCAACCUCAAGGUUACUGCGUUCCGCAAAAAGUACCUAGCGCACCACGUGGUAAAAGAGGUUGCAGUGCUGGCGCUUGUUACAACUGCUAUCACAUUUACCAACAAGUACACUCAGCAGGACAUGGGCGAGCUACUAUCCUAUCUGCUGCGCGAGUGCAAGCAGGGCGAUUGGGGUGGCAUCUGUGUGGCCGAGAACAGCUCGUGGGUGAUCUGGGGCUUGCUAAUGGCUACUCUUAUCCGGGCAGUGGGCACGAUCUGUGCAUACGGAUGCAAGAUCCCCUGCGGUAUCUUUGUGCCAUCCAUGGCGGUUGGUGCGACAUUCGGCCGCAUGCUCGGAAUUGUUGCCCAGUCGAUGCACAGGGCGUAUCCCAAGUCGGCACUGUUCUCACAAUGCGCGCCCGAUACUCCAUGCAUUACACCCGCCACCUAUGCGUUCUUGGGUGCGGCGGCUGCACUGUGCGGUGUCACGAAGGUUACAGUGGCCGUUGUAGUGAUCAUGUAUGAGCUGACGGGUGCCCUGAACUUCAUUGUGCCAACUGUGAUUGUGGUGAUGGUUGCUCGCGUCAUUGGUGAUGCAAUCGUCGAGGGAGGGAUUUCAGAGCAGCUGAUUCUGCUCAAUGGCCUGCCGUUCUUUGACGAAGAGGUCGACUUGCUUGACACGCCUGUGGCUUCAAUUAUGCGCAUGGAUGUGCAAAUGCUUCCAGCCAACGGAAUUCAGUACGGCGAGCUGCGCCAACUGCUGGAUGAUACACAGAAUAUCAAAGGGUUCCCAGUUGUUGACAACAUCCAUGAUGUACGGCUAGUUGGAUACGUGCAGCGCGAUGCGCUUGUACGAGCGCUGCUCAGCGUGCGGACUGCUGGGGACACAGCCACGUUUUCCUUUGGCAGCAGCUCUUCUGGCGAGAGCACGAUUGAGACAAGCCCGUAUACUGCUGAGGCUACACUCGACAGCGAUUUGCAGCACCCAUCCUCAGUUACCAAUCUUUCUUCUCUGGUGAACACAAGCCCGAUUACAGUCAGCCCACGCACCGCAGCCGAUACGGUACUCGAGAUAUUCCGCAAGCUUGGCCCGCGGGUGAUUCUGGUGGAAAACGAGGAUGGCCAGCUAGCUGGUCUGCUUACACGCAAAGAUGUCCUGCGCCAUGUCCGCCGGCUGCAUGACGAGGAGAAUGCCAGCGAGCAAAGGGCUGCACAUGAUGGAUACUCGCAGUUGUGAAUAUUAAAAUUUGGUGGUAUUAUAAAAUGUAUCCAGAGACCCG
Linderina pennispora is the source of this 2317-nucleotide messenger RNA. RefSeq lists its product as uncharacterized. The record is from RefSeq and is a predicted model, not a curated record. Gene Ontology annotation, biological process: intracellular iron ion homeostasis; intracellular copper ion homeostasis; chloride transport. The coding region runs from base 16 to 2274 and encodes 752 amino acids. NCBI's taxonomy places the organism in Eukaryota, Fungi, Kickxellomycota, Kickxellomycetes, Kickxellales, Kickxellaceae. Gene Ontology annotation, molecular function: voltage-gated chloride channel activity. The transcript has a single exon. Gene Ontology annotation, cellular component: early endosome; membrane; endoplasmic reticulum.